AUGUUUUUGUCAAAUCAUACGGACGAUGCGGAACUUAAAGAUCAGGACAUUGAUUUCACGUCGCUGCCGUUAAGCGAGGCUUUACAAGUAAGUACGUAUAGGUACUGAAAUGUAUAGUAUUUACCUGAAGUGUGACGAUGAGCCGUGUUUCUGUUAACCCUUUCAAACCUCACACAGUUUAGUAAAAAUAUAAUUAUUUCUAAUUUUAUAUAUUAUUAUUCAAUUGUGAUUGGUUGUUUAAAUUACCAACAUUUUAAACCAUGGACUUUUUUUUUAAAUAUAAAAUUGAAUACCUACUAAAAUAUUUAUCACAAAUAUUCGGUUGACGAGCAAACAAGUGUAAACUGUUAAUUUUCACGGAUUUAUGGAAAUCAUCGUCCGAUGGCUUAUAUGUUUAUAAUACAUAUGCUAGUGCUAUAAAUCAAAGCCGGCAACUCUAAGUUCUAUUGGUAAAAAUAAUGUCAGAAACGAUAUGUACUAGUACGCGAUGACCAACUGUAACAGGAACUAUUUAUUUUUAAGAUAUCUAUACAUCUAUUAUGAGCCGAAUCUAUUUUAUAUCCACUCAUGAGAACACUGAAAACCAACUGCGAUUGUUUUAUUCACUGUAGCCGCAGUGACAGUACAAUGGGUCUUUAUCACAUCUAUGUGAUUUUCGUUUUUUUUUUUUUUUUUAGAGACGUAGAGAAGAAUGCGAACGAAAAGCGAGGAGAGGGGAAAUGGACCCCAGGCUGGAGUUUACAUUUCAAUUACUCAUCGACUACACGGGACUUCCGAGAAAUGAUGUUAUGGACUACGUGUUCGAAUCAAAUAUGGUAAGGUAUAGAAAAAAUAAUUUUUCAAAAAGAUAUAUUGAUCAGGCAACGAAAUAAAUAAAGAACUUCAAGAAUUUGUCCAAUUUUUUUAUUUAAAGCUAAUAUAUGCAUGGUUCUGAUAAUAAAUAUUAUGAAAAUACAUGAUUUUAUUUAUCUUGAAAUUACUAUUUAAUGCGAUGCGUGUACAGUCUACGAAAAACUAAUAAUUAAUGUGCUGCGUGUAAUAAAAACGUGAUUAUUCUCAGUUGGACCAAAUAAAUGAGCUAUUUUUGCCACACGGCAGAUCGAAACUGAUGUGGUUCUACCAGGACGUCGAAGUCGACGACUCGGAUUCGUUUGAAGUGGUAUGAUAACUUAUACAGACAAAAAUGUGGUUUUCACGUCAUCGUGUCUAAUGGAUAAUAUUGUUGGUUUUAAAUUUAUUCGCGUGACAUGAAACGAUUUCGUUGUCAUGGUGAAUUUUAGGUUUUGGUGAAGACAUCCAACAGCAGAAACCUCCCACCAAUAAGGCCCAGCAUGUUAUCCAAGCCGAAGAAAAAAAAACUGUUUCUCACGGAUGGUUGGGAAGUCGGACUGACGGGCAUUUGUAUUUACAUCAUCCGAUUAAACACCACUAAGCAGUUACCCGAAGAAGGGUUUCACAAGGAUUUAAUCUGUGGCACAUUAGACGCGGAGAAAAAAGGCUUGGUCAAGAGCAUAGCUAGAAUCAUAGAAUAUGUAUUUAUACCAGUGUUGGCCAUACCGCAGACCGGUGACGAACCGUCCGAAGAUCAACCGGACUGUCCGUUGAUCAAAAGUCAGCUGCUCCCAGAACUGAGAUCGUUUUGCAGUUGUCUAAAAGGUAAGUCCCUACACAAUAACAUUUUGAUACAACCUAAUGUGGUCUAAGUUUUUGAACUAACCGAUUAAGUAAAAAACUUUAAUCACUCAUAUAUUUAGUGAAUAUGAAAAUGUGUUUAUUAUUUUGUUAUUUAAGUGUGCGAAGAAGUAUGUGACCAACCAAAUAUUUUUGCUGAUGACAUGAGUUUGAUAUCAAAAGUUCCUUCGUAUAGAGAAGCUAAACAUCUUGCCACUAAUAGGGAUGAAAUAUUAGUUUUAGAAAAACGAGUUACAAAUUGGAUAAGGAGAAUACGAGAAGUAUAUAAAAUAUCAAUUUGUUUAUAAUUUGAUUAUUAUAAAUUAGCUUUUGAUUUUAGAUAUUGUUAGAGGAUGAAAAAUUACAAUAUGAAAGUGAUACUAGUGGACCCCAAGACGAGUUGGAGUUUUGGAAAAAACGCGGAGCACAAUUUUCGCAAAUCGCUGCCAAUCUAAGUUGGGAAGAAGUAUAUAAUUUAUUUCUUUAAUAAUACUUUGUUCUAUGAUUUAUUGUUUUAUUUAAUACUUGUAUACUUGAUAUAAUAGUUCUAUGUAUUUUUUUGCUUAUAUAAUAUAAUAGGUAAUCAUGACCAUUUGUUGUUUACAACUUUCACGUUCUCGCAUGGUCGAUCGAUGGAGGCGCACAGACAAUCAUUUGACACUAUGUUAUAAUGAGGCAAAAGAUAACUCUAAAUACAUUCAAGCGUUGGAAAAAUGCUGUCAUUCACUAUAUCUCGAUAAUCCGGUAAAAAUGAGAAACUCUUUAGUGCGUAUGCUUCAAACUGUACGCCUUAUCCAUGAUGUGUCUAUGUUUUACAAUACAACCGAGAAAAUAUCAUCUCUUAUGGUCAAAGUAAUAAUCUUUAAAUUCGUAUGAAAAAUGAUAAUGUAAAAUAAAAAUUAAUUAUUUUCAGAUUACAAACCAAAUGAUUGAGAGCUGUAAACUUCAUAUUACGAAUCGAAGUAAAGACACAAUAUGGUCACAAGAUAGAGGCGUUCUUACUAUUAAAUUAAAUGAGUGUAUUAUGUUAAACAAAUUAUACCAUAAUACUUACGAAAGAGUGAAAAAUCAUCACGGCGCAGGAAGACAAUUUAGUUUUUCUGAAAAUUAUGUAUUUGGUAAAUUCGAUGGAUUUUGUGAUCGACUUAUGAAAAUUUUGACAGUUUUUGAUACGGUUGACGAUUAUAAUGGACUAUUUGAACGAAGAAUGGAAAGUUUGCUUUUUGGAGAAGGUAUAAAUGAUAGACAUUUUAUAAUUAUACAAACGUAAUAAUUUAUACUUAUGUAUUGAAAAACAUUUUUUUCAGCCUUAGAUAAUGCUGUACGGACAUUCGAAGAAGCGAAAUUGGUAGUCAUGAACAAAAACUACGAUUAUUUAAAUCAGAAAAAUAGAGAGUUUGAUCACGAUUAUACGACUUUCUUUGUUAUGGUUCAAACAUUAAAAGAUGAUUUAGCACACACAAUAGAAACUAAUUUUAGUUCUGUCUGGGAGACAGGCCAAGGAAUAAAAUUUCUUGAUAAGUUUGAAAAAGUAUGAAAAUAUGUUUCAGUAUAGUAUCAGAUUAUGUAACUACUCAAUUUUUGGUUUAAAACAAUAGAUCGCCACUAAGAUACCAGUGACACGUAUGGACAUAAAAUAUAGUAGAGUAUUGAAAUACUGCGAAAGUCAAAUAGAUAGAACAUUAAAAUUAUUUAAAAAACGUAAAGGCAAUCCUCCGGUUCCUAAGAACUUUCCCCCACUUUCCGGUAUUUAUUACAUUAUUAUAACUUUAAUUCUAAAUUGUAUUUCUCAUUAAAUAAAAUUGCGUGUUAGGUCGUAUUGUAUGGGUUAGAUCAUUACAACAGCGAUUAAGUUAUUUAAUGGAUGAAGCUACCGACCAUCCGGUUUUAAAAGUAAUGCCAGAAAUGACGGAUGUUCAAAAAAAAUUUGCCUCUAUGUCAGUUGCUUUGCAAAACUAUGAAGAAGAAAUUAAAAAUAUCUGGAUGAAUCACAAUGUAAAUAUAUUUUAUUUUAUUAAUUAAUUUUUAAAUUUGUAACAUCUUACAUUUUUUUGUAUAGGUUAAAGUGAUAGAACACUGUUUGGUACAACCACUGUUAAAAUUUAAGAAUACUACUAAUAUGGUUAAUGUGAAUUUCGAUUCUAGAUUGAGCUUGCUUAUACUGGAAUCUAGCUGUAUGCUAAAAAUGGGACUACAAGUUCCAAUUAUCACAAAAGCUUUAUUUUUUAGAAAAGAUCAUUUCACAUUAAUGUGUGAUACACUACAAGUAACAAAAUUAUUUUUUUUUUUAAAGUUAUUGUAUUUUAUAUAUAUAUAUAUAUAUUAAAUACAUAGUGUAUGUUAAAUAAAAUGAGAAAAGUGGCCAAUAGUAUCAAUCUAGAUGUCAGACCGUUAUUUGUGACUCAGCUCGUAUGGCUGCUAGAUCUUUUAACACCUGGAUUGCAGAAAAUCGAUUGGACUGAUCCCGAAUGGAAAAGUUUUGUUGAAAAAACAAACUUUGCAAUAGACAAAUUUCAAGUUUUAGUCACUAGGUAAGGUUAAUCGUAACGUGUAAUUUAUAAAUUAUAAUAUAAUAUUUUCUUCCCAUAUUUUUAGAAUUCACGACGUUUACAAUAACAGAAUACUUCAGGUCCUAUCUUCAAUGCAGUUAAUUACGUUUCAUACAUUUCCAGAAGAUGGUUCAACAUGGACACCCGAUGAGUUUUUAGAUAAAACAGAUGAAACAUGUCGUCAAGCAGCUAUGGUUUGUGAUUUACAUAAAAUUUUAACAAUACUUAAAUAAAGAAAUUCAAAUAAUUGUGUAGGAAUUAAAUCGAAAAAGCAUUCUAAUAGAAGAAGCCGUUGAAGAAAUAUUGAAUCUUGUUCAAACAGCUAAUGAAAGUGUUGCGAUUCCAAAAUUAGAAACUGAACCCACUUCUAGAGGUACAACAGAUAAACUAUUCAUAGUAUUCAAAAAUAUAUAUAUAUAUAUGUAUAGACUGAUAUUAUUAUAGACAGAACAGAUGCCACAGAUGUGGCCAAACAAGAAGGGAAUACAGGGGAAGCUCAACCGGAUUGGAGUACUGUGUGUGAAUUUUUCAAUAAUCCAUUUGUUUUAGCAGCAUAUGAGUUACCUCCAACGGUUUACACUCUCGCUAAUAGUGCCGUUAAAGAAAUGAGACGGUAUUAUAGUCGAAAAGUUAUAGAUGUGCUGAUUAAAAUAACAAGACAGUCAAUUGAUGCUUUAAGAAAAAAGUUUUCUCAAGAACAUGGUAAGGCCAACAAAUAGGCAUUUGAAGUGGUUUCGUACAUUAAUUUAUUAUAAUCUAAACAUAUUUAUCAGGAGAAAAUCCAAUUUUUGAAGUGCAUGCAAUACUUAUGAUUCCGUCGAUAGUUAUCAGACCAGAUAUAAAUGAAUUACAGGAAUUAAUGAUCCAAGCUGGGAGAUUAAUGAUAGGGGUAGCCAAAGGAGUUGGGCAAUGGUCUGGUAAUAAAAAAACAAAGGUAAGAUUGUAGGGUAAAUAAUAAAACACGAACACUACAACCGAAGACACGGCAUUCAUCUGGGAUAAAUUUAUUUGGUAUUGUCUUGUGUUGUCCACGUGUUUGUCUUCGUGUGUGCGUCUCGUUUGUUUUUCUACCAGCAGGUGUUAGCAGAAAAACAUUGGAAACAGCUAAAAAGAGAUUGCAGUGAGCGUAGAGAACAUUUUUUUUCUAAAGUUGUUAUUUCUGAUAUGGAACAGAGUGUACCAGUCACUGUACCAACUAUAGAAGAUGCAAGAGCGAAGCGUCAAAGAUUAUACAAGUUGGCAUCUGAGAAAAAACCUCCAUUUCCAACAAUUCAUAGGAAUUUCUAUUCACAUAUCAUUGAAAAUAAAGAAAUCAUCAAGGCCCUAUCGUUACUUUCUACAUGCGUACAACCAUUAAAACCAGUACAAUUUAUAACUAUACAGUUUGUGUUAAAUCAAUAACUUUUUAUAUGUAACAAAUAGAUGCUGAUGGAAUUUUUGGUUCUAUGGGUGCCUUACAAAAUUUUAUGGAAUAAUAACCUAUCAGAAAAACGAGAUUUAUCAACAGUUUCACUGUUAGAUUCAGAAGCAUAUCUUCAAAAACACCAUGAACUCUUAGAAAGUUUAAAAGUAAAACCAGAUACGUAUCAAUUUGGAUCGUGUGUCUUAGUAUCUGUUGGUAAGUAAUCACCCAAAUGAGUGGAAUAAAUUAUAACAAAUUUAAAUUUUCAGAGAAAUUAAAAUAUGGUCUAACGAUUGAAGUGCAAUCAUGCAAUCGUCGAAUUGGACAAUUAUUACGUAAAAAAUAUCACCGGGAAAUGGAUUAUGUGUACGCUGUAAUGAAUGAAAUGGAAAGAAAGUUAGAACGACCCAUAAGGGAUUUAGAUGACAUAAGAAUGGUGAUAGAAACCUUAAAAAAAAUCAGAGAAAAUGAAGUUGAUAUGGAGCUUAAAAUAGAGCCAAUUGAAGAAGCAUUUAAUAUAUUAACACGUUAUGAUCUGCCAGUUGAAAGAGAGGAUUUAGAAUUGGUCGAUAAUGUGAGAUAUUGUUGGCAACGAGUAUUGACUCGCGCGAUGGAUAUGAAUAUUUAUUUGUUAGAAUCCCAACCACAACUACAAAAAGAAUUAGCUGAAAACUUAAGACAUUUUAAAUUGGAUUGUAUUCAGUAUUGUCACGAGUAUAGAACAUUAGGCCCAAUGAUGCCGGGACUUUCACCAAGGGAAGCUUCAGAUCGACUUAUUAUGUUUCAAGUAAACAAUUUUUUAGUAUAUGAAAUAAAAAUAUAAUUCAUAUUUAAUAAAACUAUUACCGUUACAGAAUCGUUUUGAUGGCAUGUGGAGGCGUUUACAAUCUUAUCAAAGCGGAGAGGAAUUAUUUGGUUUAGAAACUACAGAAUAUCCGGAACUGGUUCAAAUACGUAAAGAAUUGAAUCUUCUUCAAAAGCUUUAUAAACUUUACAAUGAUGUUAUCGACCGGGUUAGCAGUUACUACGAUAUCCCUUGGGGAGACGUGAAUAUAGAACAGAUAAAUAACGAAUUAAUGGAAUUUCAAAACAGAUGUCGAAAAUUACCCAAAGGAUUAAAAGAAUGGCCUGCAUUCCAUGCAUUAAAACGAACUAUAGACGAUUUUAAUGAUAUGUGUCCGCUGUUAGAAUUAAUGGCAAAUAAAGCUAUGAAACAGAGACAUUGGCAAAGAAUUAUGCAAAUUACCGGUUAUAGUUUUGAGUUAGAAAGCGAAGGAUUUUGUUUGAAGAAUAUUUUAGAAGCUCCUCUACUAAAACAUAAAGAAGAUAUCGAAGAUAUAUGUAUUUCAGCUAUGAAAGAGAAAGAUAUUGAAGCAAAACUAAGACAAGUCACUAAUGAAUGGUCAGUGCAAGAAUUAACCUUUUUAACAUUCAAUAAUCGUGGAGAACUAUUACUUCGUGGUGACACAACUGCAGAGACUAUUGGUCAACUAGAAGAUAGUUUAAUGAUUUUAGGUUCAUUGAUGUCUAAUAGGUUAAAAUUGUUGAAUUUCAUGUUUGUAUUAAUUAGUAAUAUUAUUUAUUAUAAAUUAUUAUUAUUAUAUUAGGUAUAACGCACCAUUUCGAAAACAAAUACAGCAGUGGGUAUACGAUUUAUCUAAUACUAAUGAAAUUUUGGAGCGUUGGUUAUUGGUUCAAAAUAUGUGGGUGUAUUUAGAAGCGGUGUUUGUUGGUGGUGAUAUUGCCAAACAAUUACCCAAAGAAGCCAAAAGGUAAGAUUUAUUAAUCAACUAAACUGUUUUUUUUUUUUUGAUUGUACUAAUCAAAGAAGUAUUGUUAAAUAGAUUUAGUAAAAUAGACAAGUCGUGGCAAAAAAUAAUGCAACGAGCACAUGAAACACCAAGCGUAGUUAUUUGUUGUGUGGGAGAUGACAUGUUAAAACAACUUUUACCUCAUUUACAAGAACAACUUGAGUUAUGUCAAAAAUCUUUAAGCGGGUAAACAAAUUGAUGUUUGAUAACUUUAUACGAAUAUUGUAAAAUACUUUAUUAUUUUACAGUUAUCUAGAAAGAAAACGAACUAUGUUUCCAAGAUUUUUUUUUGUUUCUGAUCCAGCUCUAUUAGAAAUUUUAGGACAAGCUUCUGAUUCACAUACAAUUCAAAAUCAUUUACUUUCAAUAUUCGAUAACACUAAAGCAGUAAAAUUCCAUGAAAUCGAAUAUAAUAAAAUGACUGCCAUUAUUUCCAUGGAAGGUGAAGUUAUACCUCUUGAAAGAGCUGUUAGAGCUGAAGGUAGUGUUGAAACUUGGUUAACGAGUUUGUUACAGACAUCACAGCAAACUAUUCAUUCGAUUAUUCGAUCAGCAAACCAUCAAAUAAAUGACAAUAAUUUUACAUUAUUACCAUUUCUAGAAAAAAUGCCAGCUCAGGUAUUGUAACUGUCAUAAAUAAAUUAUCCAAUAUCUAAAAAUAAAUUAUAGUUAUAACGAAUAAGUAUUUAUCUAACUAAACUAUAGAUUGGAAUAUUGGGAAUUCAAAUGAUUUGGACAAGAGACUCGGAAGUAGCAUUAAUACAUGCUAGAUCAGACAGAAAACAAAUGCACGAUACUAAUAACCGAUUUUUAGAAUUAUUAAAUACAUUAAUUGAUCAAACAACAAGAGAUUUAACGCGUAUUGAAAGAAUAAAGUUCGAAACAUUGAUUACAAUACAUGUUCACCAAAGGGAUAUUUUUGAUAUUUUGGUAAUAUUAUUUGUGUGAAUUUUGUAAAAACAAUGUAACUGCUUUCUGGACCACCUAAUCUACUUUUAUAUUUAAUUUUGUCCACAAAUAUUAAAAAAAAAAUAAUAAUUAGAAAAUAUUGAGCCGAUCAUAUUAUCAUAUUGUUUCACUAUCUAACUCACUUUGAUUUAAGGUACUAAUAAUUAUUAUUAUUUGUAUAAAUAUAUAUAUUAACAUAUAUGUACACAAUAAAUAUUUCAUUAAUUUAAGUCUAUAGAGGGUAUAUAAUAAUAUUCACAAUAAUCUGUUAUUUUAAUAUAAAAUUUAGUGCCGUCUUAAUGUGCGUUCUGUUAAUGAUUUUGAAUGGUUAAAACAAUGUCGAUUUUACUUUAAAGAAGACUUGGAUAAAACUUGGAUUUCUAUAACUGACGUCAAUUUUAAUUACCAAAACGAAUACUUAGGGUGUACAGAACGUCUUGUUAUUACACCUCUUACUGAUAGGUUUGACCAGUAUAAUUGUAUGUAUCUACCUACUAUUAUAAUAAUUUAACGAAUUAUUUGUAUUAGGUGCUAUAUAACAUUAGCCCAAGCAUUAGCAAUGAGUAUGGGUAGUUCGCCUUGUGGACCUGCUGGUACUGGAAAAACUGAAACUGUUAAGGAUAUGGCGAAAACUUUAGCAAAAUACGUGGUGGUUUUCAAUUGUUCCGAUCAAAUGGAUUAUCGAGGCUUGGGAAGGAUUUAUAAAGGUCUUGCUCAAUCAGGAACAUGGGGCUGUUUUGACGAAUUCAAUCGUAUCGAACUUCCAGUGUUAUCAGUUGCAGCCCAACAAAUAGCAGUAGUGUUAUCAGCAAAAAAAGAAAAGAAAAAACAGUUUACCUUUACGGACGGAGAUUUGAUAGAUCUUUGUCCUGAAUUUGGCAUAUUUAUUACAAUGGUAAACUCAAUAAAUAUUAAACACUAAUUAAUAAUUUUUAAUUAAAUCUUCAUAUAUUUUAGAAUCCAGGUUAUGCUGGCCGUAAAGAACUUCCAGAAAAUUUAAAAAUCCAAUUCCGUACGGUGGCUAUGAUGGUUCCAGACAGACAGAUAAUUAUCAGAGUUAAAUUAGCCAGUUGUGGAUUUUUAGAAAAUAUUACUCUGGCUCGAAAAUUUUAUACAUUAUAUAAACUCUGCGAAGAACAAUUAACAAAGCAAGUUCAUUACGAUUUUGGAUUGCGAAACAUUCUGUCGGUAUUGAGAACUUUAGGUGCCGCAAAACGGGUUAAUAGUAAAGAUACAGAAAGCACAAUUGUUAUGCGGGUAUUGCGUGAUAUGAACUUAUCAAAAUUAAUAGGUUAGUAUUAAUUGUUUUUGAUUAUAUAAUUGCCAUUUAAAAAUAUUGCUUUGUAUUAAUACGUAUAGACGAGGACGAACCUCUUUUUCUAUCAUUGGUCACCGAUUUAUUUCCAAAUCAAAUAUUAGAAAAAACAGCAUACCCUGAAUUGGAAGAAGCGAUUGAAAACCAAGUAGAAGCAGAAGGUUUAAUAUACCACGCGCCUUGGGUUUUAAAACUGAUACAAGUAAAUCACAUAUAAAUAUAUAUAAACUCAAAUCGUAAAAAUGUAUGAUUAAUGUAAAUCACUUUAGCUUUAUGAAACACAACGGGUGAGGCAUGGAAUAAUGACCCUUGGACCCACCGGAUCAGGGAAAACUUGUUGUAUACAAAUUUUGAUGAAAGCAUUAACUAUUUGUGGUGAAAGUCAUAGGUAUAUAAUAAAUAUAUAAAUAAUCCAAUAUACUUUACAAAUUAAUUUUUGGGGUUGGAUAUUUUAGAGAAAUGAGAAUGAAUCCUAAAGCAAUUACUGCUGCUCAAAUGUUUGGACGGCUUGAUGUAGCUACUAACGACUGGACAGAUGGUAUUUUUUCUGCAUUGUGGAGAAAGACACUUAAAUUGAAAAAAGGAGAACACGUAUGGUUGGUAUUAGAUGGACCAGUGGAUAGUAUAUGGAUAGAAAAUUUGAAUUCAGUUUUGGACGACAAUAAAACGUUGACGUUAGCUAAUGGAGACAGACUUCCUAUGGCACCUAGUUGUAAAAUUAUAUUUGAGCCCCAUAAUAUCGAUAAUGCUUCUCCGGCUACCGUGUCACGUAACGGUAUGGUUUAUAUGAGUUCAUCUGGGUUAGAUUGGAAUCCUGUUUUAGCAGCAUGGCUGAAGAAACGAAAUAAACGAGAGUCAAAAUUAUUUCGACGACUAUUUGAGAAUACAUUUUCAACAAUGUAUACUUGGGCAUCACAGAAUUUGAUAAUGUCUAUGAAAGUAUUGCAAUGCAAUACAAUUCAACAAGUGAUUUUAAGCUUUUGGUAGGCUUUUUAUGAUUGACCUAAUAUAAGAAUUUGAUAUUUAUUUAGAUGUUAGUGUUAUUACAAGGGUUGAUACCUAAAAAACCAGACGAAGAAGAAGGGAAAGAAGAAGAUGAAGAAGUUGAUAACGCCGAUAGUAAUUCUUCGGAAGAAGGAGAUGAUAAUGAAAGUAUGGAAAAUAAUUAUCUUAAACCGGAUAAUUUGCUGUAAGUCCAAGGUUAGGUUAGAUUAGAUUAUGUUUUAUUAUAUUUAUUUUUUUUUAGACCAAGUAAAAUACAUUUACAACGUUUAUUUACUUUUUCACUGGUGUGGGGAUUAGGAUCAUUGUUGGAAACAUCUGAUAGACAUAAGUUUAAUAACUAUCUAAGUGAUAAUUUUAAUUUGGUUCUUGAUCUUCCUAAAUUAGAAGUUCAACCAGACACUACAAUAUUUGAUUUUUUUGUUACUGAAGAAGGUAUGAAACUAAACGAUAUAAAUAUAUGUAAUUCUAAUUAAAUUAUGGAUAUCUACUUAGGUGAAUGGGAACAUUGGAACACUGCUAUGUCCUCUACUACUGCAUCAGAGUCAUCUAGUUCUGAUUAUAGCCAAGUAUUGGUUCCCAUUUUGGAAAGUGUUCGUAUUACAUACUUGAUAAAUAUCAUAGCUACACAAGAAUAUCCGGUUUUAUUGAUUGGAGAACAAGGAUCAGGAAAAACUGUAAUGAUGAAAUCUUAUAUGAGAUCUAAUAAACCAGAGCUUUAUUUAAAUAGGUCAUUUAAUUUUUCAUCUGCUACCAGCCCUUAUCAAUUUCAAGUAAAUAUAUACUAUAUAACAAAUAUUAUAACUUCAAUAACAAUAAUAUUUUUGUAUUUUUCAGAAAACAAUUGAAAGUUAUGUAGAAAAAAGAUUAGGCAACACAUUUGGCCCACCCGGAGGUCUUAAAAUGACUGUUUUUAUUGAUGACAUUAAUUUACCAGAAGUUAAUGAAUGGGGUGAUCAAAUUACAAAUGAGAUUGUUCGACAAACCAUGGACAUGAAAGGAUUUUAUAGUUUAGAAAAACCUGGUGAAUUCUAUACAUUGAAUGACAUACUUUUUGUGGGUGCUAUGGUACAUCCAGGUAGUUGACAAAAAAUUUAAAAAUUAUUUUUAAUUGUUAAAAUUGAUUACAUUAUUUAAGAAUUUAACAUUCACUGAUUUCAGGUGGAGGACGAAAUGAUAUUCCAUCGAGAUUGAAACGACAAUUUUGUAUUUUCAACUGUACUAUGCCAUCAGAUACUUCAAUUGAUAAAAUCUUUAGAGUAGUUGGUGAAACUCAUUAUAAUGCAAAACGGGGAUUUUCAAUAGAAAUACGAAACUUAGUAAAGAAACUAACACCGAUAACUAGAGAGCUCUGGCAUAGAACAAGGGUAAUAAUUAAUUUAAGUUUAUUUUUAACACAUAUAGUAUAAGAUGAAAAGAGAAAUCGUAACAAGAUGUUCUUAAAUUUAGUGAUUCAAUUAAAAAAGUAAUAAUGAUAUUAUUAUAUAUUAUAUAUUAUUUUUUAAAUUAUAGAUGACUUUAUUACCUACACCGGCCAAAUUUCAUUAUGUCUUUAGCUUAAGGGAUUUGUCUCGAAUUUGGCAAGGAAUGGUUGGGACAUUGAGUACUGUUAUUGAUUCAUCAAAAAUAUUAAUAAUGUUAUGGAGACAUGAGACUACGCGUGUUUUUUCGGAUAGGUAAAUACUAAGUGUGAUUAUAGAUAAUAUUCAACUGACAGUAAUUUUAAAACUGAGAAUAACAUAUUUUACAUAUCAUAUAUUUUCUUGUCAAAUUAAUAUUUUAAUGAUUAUGAUAAUAUGAUACAUUAUUUACAGAUUUACUACAUUGAAUGAUAAAAAGUGGUUUAAUCAAGAACUUAUAAAAGUCGUAGAAACAAGAUUGGGUACUCAAUAUAUAAGCAUGUUGGAUGUUGAUCCUCCAUUUGUUGAUUUUAUGAGGUAUAUAAUUUGAAUAAAUGAUUGUAUUUUAUAUUUAUUUUAAGAAAAAAUGUUAAGAGAUGCGCCAGAGCCUACUGGAGAAGAAGGUGAAGAAGCUGACAUGGAAUUACCAAAGGUGUACGAACCAGUCAUGGAAGAAUCUCAACUCAGAGAGAGAUUAGAAAUGUUUUUAUCUCAAUUUAAUGAAAUGGUUCGAGGUGUUGGAAUGGAUUUAGUAUUUUUUCCAGAUGCUAUGCUUCAUUUGGUUAAGGUAUAUUUAACAUGUAAAUACAAUAUUUUAAAUAGAAUACAAAUUAUUUUUUCUGUAGAUAUCGAGAAUUAUACGACAUCCUCGUGGAAAUGUAAUGUUAGUAGGUGUUGGAGGUUCUGGAAAACAAUCGCUAACAAGAUUAGCUUCUUUUAUAGCUGGUUAUAAAACCUUUCAGAUAGCGUUGACUAGGUUUGAUAAAAUAAAAUGUUACUUUUUAUGGUAUAUAUUAAACAAAUAUUAACUUUUGUACAGAUCAUACAAUAUAACAAACUUUUUAGAAGAUCUUAAAUUAUUAUAUAGAACAUGUGGCGUUCAAGCAAAAGGUACAACUUUCAUUUUUACCGAUUUAGACAUUAAAGAAGAAGGUUUCUUAGAGUACUUGAACAAUAUUCUAUCGUCCGGUAAAAUAUACUAUAAAAUAAAAUAAUUUAAACUCCUUUUUUAAAAUUAAAAUUUUUUUAUUUUGUUUAGGAGGGAUCACCAAUUUAUUUACAAAAGAUGAACAAUCUGAAAUAAUAUCAGAAUUAACUCCUAUUAUGAAACGAGAAAACUCAAAAAGAACUUUAAAUCAUGAAAUUAUAAUGGAUUACUUUUUAACAAGAACCUGUCAAAAUCUUCACGUUGUGUUUUGUUUUUCACCUGUAAAAUAUUUUUUUUAAAUAUCACAAGAUGUAAAUUUAAUAAUAAUUAUACAAUUAUAAUUUAUAGGUAGGAGAAAAAUUUCGAAAUCGAGCCCUAAGGUUUCCUGCAUUAGUAUCUGGAUGUACUAUAGACUGGUUUCAACCUUGGCCUAAAGAUGCUCUUGUUCAAGUAGCUGAACAUUUUUUGGUAGAUUUUGAUAUUGAGUGUACAGUCGAAGUUAAACGAGAACUAGUUGGAGCAAUGGGUACCAUUCAAGACAUAGUUGAUCAUACAUCAAGUGAUUAUUAUCAAAGGUUUCGCCGAGCUACUCAUGUAACACCAAAAUCAUACUUAAAUUUCAUUGGUGGAUAUAAAAGUAUAUAUCAUCAAAAACAAAAAGAAUUAGGGGAAGGAGCUCACCGUAUGGAUACCGGUUUAGCAAAACUAGAAGAGGCAUCUAUUUCCGUGGAAUUACUAAAAAAAGAUUUGGACGUAAUGGAACAAGAUUUAGCAUACGCUUCUCAAAAAGCAGAAACCGUAAGAAAAUAAAUGUUAUAUUGACAAAAAUAAAUAUUGAAAUAUAAAUAUGCUUUUAAAAUUAUUUUAAAGGUAUUAGUUGAAGUAACUGAUCGUGCAAGACAGGCAGAAAUAGUGAAAAAUCAAGUAAUGAAAGUUAAAGAUAAAGCCGAAGCCUUAGUUGAGUCUAUAGCAAAAGAGAAAGCAAUUGCUGAAGAAAAAUUAGAAGCAGCUAGACCAGCACUCGAAGAAGCUGAAGCAGCAUUAAACACUAUAAAGCCCGCACAUAUAGCUACUGUACGAAAACUUGGACGACCCCCACAUCUCAUUAUGCGUAUAAUGGAUUGUGUUUUAAUAUUAUUCAAACGAAAACUGCAUCCAGUUAUUAGUGAUACAACAGUGAGAUGUCCAAAACCAUCUUGGCCAGAAUCACUAAAGGUGAAAAGAAAUUAAGAAUUAAAAAUUUAAUCGUAUAGUUUACAGGGAAAAAAAUAAAUACUUAAACAAUUACUUGAAAAAACUUUAAUAUUUUUUUCAUGCUAGGAUAAUCAUUAAACCUAACCUAACCUUAAAAGAUACAAUAACAAUUAAUUUAAAAACAUUAGAAACCGUGUUAUUAAUAUUUUUAUAGAUGAUGGCGAGUACAACAUUUUUGCUUCAACUCCAAAAUUAUCCAAAAGAUACCAUUACCAAUGAAAUGGUAGAAUUGUUACAGCUUUAUUUUAACAUGGAAGACUAUAACAUGGACACAGCAAAGCGAGUUUGUGGUGACGUUGCUGGUUUAUUAUCGUGGACUAAAGCUAUGGCAUUUUUUCAUAGCAUAAAUAAAGAAGUUCUGCCACUUAAGGUCUGCAUACAAAUAACUGUUUCAAAUAGAUAAGAAUUUCAAGUUUUUUUUUCUAGGCUAAUUUAACAUUACAAGAAGCUAGACUGAGUAUUGCAAUGGACGAUUUAUCACAAGCUGAACUUCAACUUCACGAAAGAGAAGUGGCGUUAAAUGAGGUAAAAAGCCAAUAUGAUGCUGCUGUUCAAGAAAAACAAAGGCUAACAGACGCAGCAAAUGUGUGUCUAAGAAAAAUGACUUCGGCAACUGCUUUAAUUAAUGGUUUAGGUGGUGAAAAAAUAAGAUGGACCCAACAGAGUAAAGAAUUCAAGAAACAACUGGGACGGUACUAUAUUUCAUAAAAUGUCUAAUGUUUCUUAUAAAUUACAAUAGAACAUUUAGAAAGAAUUUUAUUAAUUAUUAAAACUGAAAAUGUACAUAUGUAUCUAUUUAUUUACCAUUAUAGACUAGUUGGGGAUGUUUUACUCGCAACAGGAUUUUUAUCAUAUUGUGGACCUUAUAAUCAAGAAUUCAGAUCAAAUUUGGUUCAAAGCUGGAUGAACAUUUUAACGACACAGAAAGUACCAUUUACAGCUAAACUCAACAUAAUCAAUAUGUUAAUUGAAAAUUCUAUGGUUAGAAUAUUACUGUAAAACAUAUGUGUAAUAGAUAUUAAUUAUUGUUGUAUAUUAUAUAUAAUAUAUAUUUAUAAUGUAACAUAAUGAUCUGCAACUUAAAAUAACUUUUGUUACAUUCAAUAUUUUUUAAUAAACAUGAAUAUGUUUUUAUGACAAUUUAAAAUAGUGAUUUUAUAAAAAAACAGAUUUUUAGAAAAAUGUUGGCAUCUGAAACUUGUUUUGGUAUGAUCUUUUAUUUUCUAAAAUUGUUGGAAGGUUUGGCAAAUGUGAAUAUUAUGGUGGUGUAUAAUCUAUUAUAUUUAAUAUUAAUCAGUCAGUAGUCAGUAGUAUUACUAUUAGACAAUUUUUGUCAUUUUAUGUACUCUAACCUCUAAUUGAAUAUUGUAAUAGAUUAUAAACCACAAUAAUAUUCACAUUUGCCAAAACUUCGAAGAUUAUAGAAAAUAAAAGAACAAAUAUAAAAAAAGUUUCAACCACUAACAUUUUUCUAAAAAUCUAUUUUAAAAAUGGCUAUUUUGCAAUUUUUUUUAAAAAUUAUAGUAAAAUUUUAAAUUUAAAUCUUAAGUACUCUCUAAACAAAAAUAUUCACACAUAAAUUAUAGCGUAGAGGCGUACUAAUUUUUAAUUAUUAAAAAAAAAAUAUUGAAUAGAAAAAAAGUUAUUUCAAGAGGCAAAUUUUCGUGUUACACCCCGCUUAUGUAAUAAAAAUAAAUUAAAUAAAUAUUGAAGGUAUCAGAAUGGACUUUACAAGGAUUACCUAAUGACGAGUUAUCAGUUCAAAAUGCAUUAAUAGUAACAAAAUCUAGUUCAUAUCCUCUCCUUAUCGAUCCACAAAACCAAGGGAAAAUGUGGAUUAAAAAUAAGGAAUCUUCGAAUGAACUCCAAAUAACAUCUUUAAAUCAUAAAUAUUUUAGAACACAUCUAGAAGAUUGUUUAUCUCUUGGAAGACCAUUGUUAAUAGAGGAUGUUGAUGAAGAACUCGAUCCUGUGAUCGACAAUGUAUUGGAAAAAAAUUUCAUUAAAUCCGGUUCGAUUGAAAAAGUAAAAAACAUCAUGCAAUGUGUGUUAUGUUUCAUAUACAAUUAAACGUAAGAUAUUGUUGUUUAAAUAGGUUGUAGUUGGUGAUAAAGAGACAGAUGUUAUGCCUGGAUUUGUUUUGUAUAUAACAACUAAAUUGCCUAAUCCUGCGUAUUCGCCUGAAAUUAGUGCUAAAACUUCUAUUAUAGAUUUCACGGUAACAAUGCAAGGGCUGGAAGAUCAACUUUUAGGUAGAAAAACAAUUUUCGAAACAUAAAAUGUUUAUAUUGUAUACAAAUAGGUACAAAUGUAUAUAUAUAUAUAUAUUAUAUCUUUUUAGGCCGAGUUAUACUUAUGGAAAAAUCCGAUUUAGAAGCUGAACGUGUAGCGUUGUUUGAAUCAGUUAUACAAAAUCAACGUUCAAUGAAAGAAUUUGAGAGUAAUCUACUGCAUAAGUUAUCGUCCAUUCAAGUAACAUGAAAAUAAAUUAAUCUUAAGUUUAAACUUUACGAUUUAUAUUUAUACUUAUAAGUUGUUAUUAUCUAGGGUUCUUUGGUAGACGACGAGGAUUUAAUAAGCGUACUUCAAGAAACUAAAGCUACCGCAGAAGCUGUAAACGCCAAACUUAAAGUUUCCGAACAAACCGAAAUAAAAAUUAUGAAGGCUAGAGAAGAGUUUCGUGCUGUUGCUGCUCGUGGAUCUAUUCUAUACUUUUUGAUAGUAGAAAUGAGUAAUGUAAACGUAAUGUAUCAGAAUUCGUUGAAACAAUUUUUAAUGAUAUUCGAUAACUCGAUAAACAAAUCGAUUAAAAGUUCGAUAACUGAAGAACGCAUUGUACAUAUUUUGCAAUAUUUAACCUACGAAGUGUGGAUGUUUACGAUGAGAAGUUUAUACGAACGACACAAACCACUAUUCACGUUAAUGUUGGCUAUGAAAAUCGAUUGCCACAAAAAUCAUAUUACACAUGAGGAAUUCAUGACUUUUAUUAAAGGUAGGUAAAUGUUUAAAAUAAUAAAUUAUUAUUAAAAUAUAAAAUUUACUAAUUACCUAAUAUUGUAAUCGGACUGUAAUAUAUUUGAACAUUUAUUGAUAAAUUUAUGUGAAAUAUAAAAAAGGUGGAGCCUCAUUGGAUUUAAAUGCAGUUAUCCCGAAGCCUUUUCGAUGGGUAUUAGAUAUUACAUGGUUAAAUUUGGUUGAACUUAAUAAAUUAUCCGUAUUUUCAAACCUUUUGAAUAAGGUAAUUUUUUUGUUGGUUGACAAUAUUUUUUUUUCUCUUAGAUUAUUUCUUAUUAUUUUAUGCAUUCAGAUAAAACAAAAUGAAAAAGAAUGGCGUUUAUGGUAUGAAAAAGAGAAACCCGAAGAAGAAGACAUACCUUGUGGAUAUAACAAAUCUUUGGACGUUUUUCGAAAACUUUUGUUAGUUAGGUCUUGGAGUCCGGACAGGACAUUGUCGCAAUCUCGAAAAUAUAUAAUGGGUAUAUGAGACAAUAAUAUAUAAAAGCGUUUGUUACCUACCAUCGUAUGUUUUAUACAGAUUCAUUAGGACAGGAAUAUGGAGAAGCAUGCAUUUUAGAUUUAGAAAAAACUUGGGAAGAAUCUGAGCCCCAAACACCACUUGUUUGUAUAUUAUCAAUCGGCUCGGAUCCGUCUCCACAAAUUAACGCUCUAGCAAAAUCUAAAGAUAUUCGUAAUAAUUAUGAAACAAUUACUAAAUAAUAUAAUGUUAAUUAUUUAGAUGUUUGUGUAAUAAAGAAUUAUUUUACUUUAGAAAUACGUUCUGUGUCUAUGGGCCAAGGUCAAGAAAUACACGCGAGAAAUAUGAUAUCCGAUUGCAUAGCAAAUGGUGGUUGGGUACUUUUACAAAACAUGCAUCUGUCUUUACCGUUUUGCACAGAAGCCAUGGACGCUUUGUCGGAUUCAGAAGAGAUACACAACACUUUUAGAAUGUGGAUAACGACGGAAGUGCACCCACAAUUUCCAAUAGCGCUACUUCAAGUAAACAAUUUUGUAGAUUAUUUAUUUAUUUUGUAUGCAGUAUUUAUAAUUUGAAUGCAUCGGUUUUAGAUGGCAAUUAAAUUUACCAACGAACCUCCUCAAGGGAUUCGAGCGAGCAUGAAAAGAACGUACCAGAAUAUAAAUCAGGUAACAACAACAAAAAAAAAAAAAAACCUAGUAGUUUAUAGUUAUGGGCUGUAUAACUCUUACCGAAUUCCUAUAGGAUAUGCUUGAUUAUUCAGCUCAACCACAAUGGCCCACUUUGCUAUACGCCGUAGCAUUUCUACACACGAUCGUCCAAGAGAGACGAAAAUUCGGACCACUAGGUUGGAACAUACCGUACGAAUUUAAUCAAGCUGAUUUUGCUGCUAGCGUUCAAUUCGUACAGAACCAUUUAGAUGAUAUGGAUCCCAAAAAAGUAACAUAGAUAUAAAACAUCAAUGCGAUGUUAUUGUACUCAAUCAUGGCGUUCGAUUUUUGAAGGGUGUUUCUUGGCCAACUAUUUGCUAUAUGUUAGGUGAAGUACAAUACGGUGGCAGAGUUACUGACGAUUUUGAUAAAAGACUUUUGAUCACAUUCACUCAGGUAGGUACAUUUUUUUAACCAUAAUAUAUAGUUACAUUAAGAUUUAUUAUAAUAAUAUUAUUACUGUUCAAUAGGUUAGGUCUUACAAUAAAACAUUCAGUUUUAAAAUGUUUUGAUUAUUAUCGUUUAAUAAUAAUUUAUUGUAUUAUUAUACAAACGUAUUAUCAUUAUAACAUUAUAUUGAAAUGAAACAUUUAUUUUAUAUAUAUAAAAAAAAAUUGUUCUGUUUGUAAACAACUUUUCGAACAAAAAAUAAUAAGAGAUACUUUUGUUGCAUUUUGGAUUCGGUUGGAUUUUAGAAUAUCCAAGAGAUUUUCAAAACAAUUGGAAAACAGAAUAACAGCAAAUAUUGACGACACACCACGGCGUUACCGAUUUCGUUGUUUUUAAUUUUUACCUUUUAUGUUUUCUACCAGAAAUAUUACCAGACAAUAUUUUUAUUUUCUUUAACGAUGGUUUUUCGUUGUUUAUAGGUAUAUUUUAAAUAAUUCUAUGUAUCUUAUUUUCCUAACUUCUUAUUUUCAACAGUGGCGCACCCAUAAACAAUGUCAGCUCUAUUUAAUUUUAUUUAAUGUAUAUUUUAGGUAUGGUUUUGUGAUGUCUUGUUGAGGCCAGGUUUUGAGUUUUACCGAAGUUAUAAAGUCCCCGGAAAUCGAAAUAUACAAGUAUAAUUUUGAGUUCAAUAAUUUAUUUUGUUUUUCAGUAAACUCAAAUAAUUUUAAGUACUAAUUAUAAUGAAACAGGGAUGUAUUGAUUAUAUAAACAGUCUACCAGUAACAGACUCACCAGAAGUGUUUGGACUUCACUCCAAUGCAGACAUUACGUAAACUUUAAUUGUUUUAUUAAGACAAAAUAAAAUGUAUUAAUUAUUAUUUUAAUUUUAGACAUCAAAUAAAUACCGCGAAAGGAAUACUGGAUACGAUUUUAAGUGUCCAGCCUAAACAGGGAGGCAGUCAAGGAGGUGAAACUAGAGAAAGUGUUGUUUAUCAUUUAGCCGACGACAUGUUAAAAAAGUUACCGAAACAGUAUAAAGAUUUUGAAGUGAAUAGUUACAAUUAUACGUUUAUUUUGUCCAACAAUUUCUAUUGUUUUUAUUAUUAUAAUUUUUAGGUAAAAGAAUCUUUGCAAAGAAUGGGCGCCUUAUUGCCCAUGAACAUAUUCUUACGACAAGAGAUAGACCGGAUAAAAAAAGUAAUCGGAAUCGUCCAAAAGACACUCUGCGAUCUGAAAUUGGCUAUUGAUGGUACGAUUGUAAUGAGUCAAGGAUUAAGAGAAAGUUUGGAUGCGAUGUACGACGCUAGAAUACCGCAGAAAUGGCAAAAAGUAGGCUAAUUAUUAUCAAUAAAGUAUAGUAUACAAUUAAUUUACUAAUGAUGAAAAUGAUAAUAUAUUUUUUUUCUCGUGGGUGUCAAAAACAAAAUAAAUAAUUAGUUAUAAACUAUUAAUUGAUGCAAUAAUAGAAAAUUCAAAAAUUGAAUAUGACUGUAAUAUAACAUAUAAAUCAGAACUAAUCGAAACGAGUGACAACUAGAGUUAAAAAUAGAAUUGAACUGUUUAUUCUGAUCCCUGUCCCCUGCUAUAAAACAAUAAAUAUAAAAUAGUUAAUAGGUGUUAGCUCUUUGGUAAUUUAGGUGUCUUGGGAAUCAGCAACUCUAGGAUUUUGGUUUACUGAAUUGUUGGAACGAGACAAUCAAUUUAGAAAAUGGAUAAACAACGGGCGACCAAAUGUGUUUUGGAUGACUGGGUUCUUCAACCCUCAAGGAUUUUUGACAGCAAUGCGACAAGUACCUAUACGAUUUUUAAUAUAAUAUGAAAAUCACUUCAAAUUCUCAUUCGAAUAUCAGUAUUAUAAAAAUGAUUUUAUAUCGUGUCAUUGUAGGAAGUGACAAGAGCGCACCGGGGUUGGGCUCUCGAUUCGGUAGUACUUCAAAACCUAAUCACGCGGCAUAACAAAGACGAGUUGAGCGAUUCUCCGCCAGAGGGCGUGUACGUAUGCGGAAUGUUUUUAGAAGGGGCUAGCCUAGAUCGAAAAACUGGCAAGCUAGUGGAGAGUAAACCGAAAGUCCUGUACGAACAGAUGCCGGUCAUUUAUGUGUUCGCUAUUAACACGACCGCGGGCAAGGAUCCGAAAUUAUAUGAAUGUCCGAUCUACAGAAAACCACAGAGAACGGAUCUCAAAUACGUGGGUUCGAUAGAUUUCGAGACGGACAACAAUCCGAGACACUGGACGUUGAGAGGCGUUGCUCUAUUGUGCGAUAUAAAAUAAAAAUAUUGCUUGCAGAUUACCUAUUCAUUAUACAUUAUAAAAUCUGAAUAUUUCAAAUUUGAUUUGUCCAACGGAAAUAUUGCACGUUCAUCAGGUAUAAUUUACAUAUACCUACAUCAGUUUGCGAUGCAAAGGUCGUUAAACGCCAUUAAAAUAAAAAGAUAUAACUAUGUAGUGUGCAUUGUUUUUGUUUAAGUUUCAAAUCUUUAUUUCUGUAAUAUUGUAAAAUAUUAUUAAAGAUGUGUCCAGCGUUAAUUUAUUGAUCGUAUAUUUUUCCCUCCUUCGAAUUUUCCAAUCGACAAUA
This is a messenger RNA of Cinara cedri, 21650 nucleotides long. NCBI's taxonomy places the organism in Eukaryota, Metazoa, Arthropoda, Insecta, Hemiptera, Aphididae. The record is from the annotation of a GenBank genome assembly.